Molecule: messenger RNA, 1933 nt
Organism: Alnus glutinosa
Lineage: Eukaryota; Viridiplantae; Streptophyta; Magnoliopsida; Fagales; Betulaceae
Product: thaumatin-like protein 1
Exons: 3
Coding region: 305-1324 (339 amino acids)
Biological process (GO): defense response
Cellular component (GO): extracellular region
Source: RefSeq, a predicted model, not a curated record
GAGAGAGAGAUGCCAUUACAUUACAUUACAAAAUUGAUUUGGAUUUCUCUACUAGACACAAUGGCCAGUUCUUCACUCUCCCUUUCCUCCUUCCUUGGCUCUUCUCCCCGUGAUCUUCUUUGACUCUUUGUCGGUUUAUGAGCACUGUUGUCGACACUGCUCACUUCCUCCCUCCUACCAAGCCGUAGAAUCCCCGGCAUUGUCCUCCUCUGUCUUCUUCCUCCUCUUCCACCGUCACCCAUCUUUACCACAUCCCACAACCACCACGUACACUCAACCCAUUCCUAAACCAAACCCAACCCCGAUGGAUCCCCGCUAUUGGUGCUCCUCCACUUUCAACACUGUCACCCUUCUUCUUCUUCUACUUCUCACCAAUAGAGGUGUUUCAGGUGCCACAUUCACAUUUGUGAACAGAUGUGACUACACUGUGUGGCCUGGCAUUCUCGCCAAUGCAGGCAGCCCUAGGCUCGACACCACCGGAUUCGAGCUCCCCAAGGAAACCUCACGUUCCUUCCAAGCCCCCACGGGCUGGUCGGGUCGGUUCUGGGGCCGUACCGGGUGCAAUUUCGACGGAUCUGGGUCCGGGUCGUGCCUGACCGGCGACUGCGGGUCCAGUCAAGUCGAGUGCAACGGGCUCGGAGCCGCCCCACCUGCGACCCUCGCGGAGUUCACACUCGGGUCGGGCGGUCAGGACUUCUACGACGUGAGCCUGGUGGACGGGUACAACCUUCCCAUGAUCGUGGAAGGCUCGGGCGGGGCGGGUCUCUGCGCCCCGACCGGGUGCAUCUCGGACCUGAACCAACAGUGCCCCCCGGAGCUGAAGGUCGGCGACGGAGACGCGUGCAAGAGCGCCUGCGAGGCGUUCGGUAGCCCGGAGUACUGUUGCAGCGGCGCGUACGGCUCUCCCGCCACGUGCAGGCCGUCGGUGUACUCCGAGAUGUUCAAGGCCGCGUGUCCCAAGUCUUAUAGCUACGCGUACGAUGAUGCUACGAGUACGUUCACGUGUACUGCUGCUGAUUAUACGGUGACGUUUUGCCCUUCCUCUCCAAGUCAGAAAUCUUCAAGAGAUCCAACACCAAUGACAUCAACAGCAGCAUCGCAGGGGACCGGGUCAGAAUACUCCGUUCCCGGCUCAGGUUAUUCGGUUCCUGGGUCAGGGUCCGGGUCAGGGUCAGGAUCCGGAGAAGCCAUGUUAGCAGAUGGGUCAUGGUUAGCUGGUCUGGCCAUGGGAGACUCAUCGAGAACACUCUCUCCUUCUGCUCUACAGUCUGCAUUGAUAUCCUGGGCUACUUUGUCUCUCACCCUCUCAAUGCUUUACUUGUAGAACAGACACUCCUGCAAUUUUGUUGUACGGAUCGUUAGCCAUUCGAGCAGGAUAUCUCGAUCUUUCUUGAACUCAUUUCGUGGCUUUUGCGAGUGUGACUGCAUCCCGGAUUUGCAGCAUUAGUGGGUACAGCCGUACCGGGGCUUUUGCCUUUUUCCCGGAAAAGCUGACAGAUUCCUCCAGAUUGUAAACCAUCCAGUCCCAGGGUUCCCCCAAACAAUAUUCAGUGUUAUUAUAAACAUUUAAAAGUGUUUGUUUUGCUAUUUAUUUAAGGAAAUAUUAGGUGCCCUUUCCCUUCAAAUUCAAGCUUUUUAAGGUUCUGUUCUGCCAUUGUGGUGUUAAAAGCAACAAAUCAGAACUUAAUUAAGAGCAAAUUUUCUGUCUUUGGGCUGAAUUCUGUACUUGUUUUCUUUAUUUUUGGGGUUAUGGGUUUUGUUGUAAAGAGAGGUUUGUUCUAUUGAAAGACUGUGUAAUGUGAAUACUUUGGUAGAAUGGUUGGCUUUUUCUCUUGCGGAGGGAUCACUUUGGGGCCUUGCUGGUGUUGCAAGCUUUUGCUUGUUGGCUUUUGGUCUUUGUGUGUUGUUGAAGAAGGAAUUUCUUGAAGACUAA